CUGAACUGCAAUAGUAUUUUUGAACGAACUCUACGUCGUCGUAUUCUGCUAGGCCAGAGUUCCUCAAUUCGAUACCUACUUGUGAGCAUGAUCUGGUCACGUGGCACCAUCAUUUUUUGCACCGUGGCUGCAUCGUUUGCAUUAUGCGGUUGCAUUGCUCUAUGUUACUGGAAAAUUAAUGCGCACAAGAAAAAAUCUAGUCAAUCUCGCUGUACGUUCUGGAGCCAUAAUGAACAGUCAAAUGUGGGUCGGCUAAAGGAGGACACAGUGGAUGGGCGGGAUGUGGAGAGCUCAACCAUCACCGAGCUUCGAACCCAUCCGGCCAUCACCGAACAACAAAGUAUCGGGAGGGCUACUGAGCCCAAUCACCACGCAUCUCGAGCCAAUUCCCCGGCCCCUGAUCCGGGCGUCGCAUAUACCGAUGUCGCCUUUCGAGUGCAAAUCGUCCCAUUACCGAUCUUGCCGCCCAUUCCAGCUUGGUCAACCAAUGAAAUUCGCGAAGACAUGAGCAAUUCAGAACACAUCGAAUUGCCCUGAGAAAGAUUGAAUCAUGACCGGAAUGAGAUGCACACCUACCAGACUUUGAAAGAAAUCUGAAAUCAAUUAGCAAUUUCAUUUGCU
Molecule: messenger RNA, 621 nt
Organism: Periconia digitata
Lineage: Eukaryota; Fungi; Ascomycota; Dothideomycetes; Pleosporales; Periconiaceae
Source: the annotation of a GenBank genome assembly